AUGAUGGCCGGAUUGCGUCAGCCUGGCGGCCGCGAAUCGCAACCUUCCAGACGGCAAGGGCGCUUUCGCGUGAGCUACAAUCCGGACGAGGUCUACGAUCCAAUGUUCCCCAACGACUAUGAGCGCCUGUCUAAUGAGGAGGCUCAGCGCGCGCGCCAGCCGCCAUCUCGUGUGGAGCUGAAGUUUGCCAACGUGGAGCCUGUGAAGUUAUCUGCCGAAGAAGCACAUGCACGUCGUCUGAAGUUGCUUGAAGAGGCUGAGCGCGGUGAGAGCAGCGGAGCUCCGCCCCAACCUUCCUCCCAAGGUCCCAAGGACAUCGGCUUACGCAUAAUGCAAAAACUUGGUUGGACCGAGGGCAAGGGUUUGGGUGCGAAAGAACAGGGUAUAGUAGCACCUCUGGUAGGGAAAAACGUGGGAAAGCACGUCGGUGUUAUAGUUCAAGCUGCAGCCCCGGCAAUAAAGCGUAGCACUGCGGUUUCCGCCACUGCGAGGAACUCUCGCGCAACCGAAUCAAGCUCCAAGGGAGAUGAUGCCGGGAGUGUUCAAGAAGUAGAGACUUCGAUUCCAGUACAAGCUUUGAAAAGUCGGAUUCUAAAGCUGGAAGGCACGGAAUGCCCCAAGACCGUUGAGGAGGUGCAAGAGGACUUCGAGGAAUCAAUGUGCCAGUUCGGUUCUCUGAUGAACGUACUGGUGCAAAGCGACGGUGUUGGUUCGCAGUUUACAGUGUACUGUGAAUUCGAGGACACCAGCCAGGCAGUGGAUGCUAGCAGAAAUCUGCAGCAGGCCAUUAACGGGUACAAUGUUGUGCCUUCUUUCGUCACCGAAGACGAAUAUACGGCCCUAUAG
Messenger RNA from Babesia ovata, 846 nucleotides. Its product is annotated as RNA binding protein. Gene Ontology annotation, molecular function: nucleic acid binding. NCBI's taxonomy places the organism in Eukaryota, Apicomplexa, Aconoidasida, Piroplasmida, Babesiidae. Gene Ontology annotation, cellular component: precatalytic spliceosome. The record is from RefSeq and is a predicted model, not a curated record. Bases 1 to 846 code for a protein of 281 amino acids. Gene Ontology annotation, biological process: mRNA cis splicing, via spliceosome. The transcript is spliced from 2 exons.